Bubalus bubalis (water buffalo) is the source of this 2230-nucleotide messenger RNA. RefSeq names its product lipocalin 6 (gene LCN6). The record is from RefSeq and is a predicted model, not a curated record. The coding region runs from base 105 to 1490 and encodes 461 amino acids. Lineage: Eukaryota; Metazoa; Chordata; Mammalia; Artiodactyla; Bovidae. Gene Ontology annotation, molecular function: small molecule binding. The transcript has 11 exons.
AGUGACCUUGGCCUGGGUUCAAGAGCAGGAUCUCUUUCCCUCCUAGACUGAGUGACAGAGGGUUGGCGCCCUGGAAGGGAGGGGAUGGUGCAGCUGUGGGCAGGAUGCUCAUUCUGGAAACUUCCAAGUGGAGGGCCGCUGGAGAAGCCAGGGUGGAAGGGGCCCCGCACACGGUCCCAGCCCCUCCUUGCUCCCCGGCACGGCUGGAGGACCAGGAGAGAGGCAGGAGGGAGCCUGGUGAUGAGUGCCGCCCACACCACUGCGUUCAGAGCCAUAUAAACGGGCGUCCAGAGGCGGGAGGGCCGCUCAGCCCAGGCCCGGGCAGGUUGCUGGCGUGUGGACCUCGGGAGAUGCGCGCAGUGCUGCUGGCCGCCCUGCUGGCUGUGGUCUUGGUGCCCAGCGCCCAGGCCGUGUGGCUGGGGAGGCUGGACCCUCAGCAGGUGGCGGCUCCCCCGCACCGGUGCGGGCCUGGGGCCACACGGGUCCUCGGGCCUUUGUGGUCUCCGGGCUCCCCCGGGGCCCCCCGGACCAUGGGGGCUGCAGGAGGCCGGGCUGGGGGUGGAGGGACGGCCCCUCACCUGCGCCCCCUCCCUCAGCUCAUGGGGUCCUGGUACGUCCUUGCUGUGGCCUCAGGGGAGAAGGACUUCGCGCUGGAAAAGGCCACGAAGAGCGUCGAGGGGGUCGCGGUGAUGCUGGCGUCCCAGAGCACCCUGAAGAUGCGGGCUUCCCGGCACAGCUUGGCAGCGUCUCCGGUCAGCAGGAGAGGACGCUUCUUUGUUCAAGGCCCUCCUGAGCAGCUGCUCAAGGCUGGAGAGAUGCCACCUGCAGGCUGUGGAGCUGCGGAGACAAAAUUCCAGAUGGGUCUUCGGGAAUCCCUCCCUGGGCGUGCUGGAGUACCGGGUGCUGGGCACCAACUUCAGGGACUACGCCAUAGUGUUCACGCAGCUGGAGGCCCAGGAGGAGGCCUUCAGCACCGUGGAGCUGUACAGCCGGACGGCCCUGGCCAGUCGGGAGGCCCUGGGCCGCUUCGCCAAGUGGAGCCGGAGCCUGGGCUUCCUGUCGCAGCAGCAGGCCGAGCUCCAGAGGGACUUCACCUGCGCACACAAGGUCUUCCCGUUCUCAGGCUUCUGGUACGUCCUUGCUGUCGCCUCCGAUGCCCAGGGGAUGCUGCCGCACGGAGGCCAGAGGAAGCUGGGCGCAUCCGUGGUGCAGGUUCAGGAGGUGGGCCAGCUGAAGGUGGUGCUCGCCUUGAACCGGUCCCGGGGGUGCCAGACACACUCGCUAAUCCUGCGGAGAGACAGGAAGAAGCCGGUGUUCAGGAACACCUUGAGGGGCGUGGAGGGCUUCCGCGUGAUGGUCCCCAACUACAGUGCCAGCGUGGUCUACCUGCGCCUGGGCCGGGCCGGCCGGACCACCAGGACCCUGCUGCUCUUCAGCAGACAGCCCACGUGCAGCUUCCUGAGCAUGAAAAAGUUCGUCAACGCGUGUGAGGCCCUGGGGCUCGCCAGCCGGGCGGCCGUGCUCCCAAAAGACGCCUCCUGUGCGCACACCAUCCUGCCGUGAGCCAGCCGCCCACCUGCUCCUCCCCGUGAGGCUCGGCUUGUGGUCCUCCCAGACCCUGGGAGCGAGUUCCAGAUUGCAAGCUUCAUACCCCACUGCUUGUUGAGACGGGUCUGGAGACCCCAGGCCACUGAUGGUGUGGAGCUCGGGCGGGGCUUGGGCCCAGCAGGGUCCUUUAGGGUCCCCCGGGUGGGGGUGGGGGUGCAUGCUGACUGGGGGGGGCACCUGGGGCUGGGUCCUCUGGAUGGCGCGGCAGGCAGCUGCUACCCGCCCUCACCUGCUGGGAAAUAGACGGGGCCAGUCCAGUGUGCCGUGUGCUUUCUCUGCCACCCUCCUCCAUGUUCCGUGACAUCCGACACUUCCCAGGAAGCCGGGGAGAGAGCCCGGGGCAAAGAGGCAGAUGCGACCUCUCGUUGGGAGGCAGAUGCCGACACGGUCACCCGGGUUCAGUCAUGGACCCUGAGGUCUGUGUCCAGAGGUGCCAAGUGCAAACCGUGGCAGGUCGGGGAAGAGGGGUCACGGAGAGUUUCUUGGAGGAUGCGACGUUUGAGCUGAGAAAGUUACGGUGGCACUGGAGCAGGGAGGGCCGUCCCAGAAGAGGAAACAGCCUGAAAACCCCCAGAGCAGCGGAGACCAUGGGGAGGGCGGGUGCAGGGCCACUUGGAAGGGA